Naegleria fowleri is the source of this 3921-nucleotide messenger RNA. RefSeq lists its product as uncharacterized. Lineage: Eukaryota; Heterolobosea; Eutetramitea; Acrasida; Naegleriidae. The transcript has a single exon. Gene Ontology annotation, biological process: small GTPase-mediated signal transduction; protein phosphorylation. Gene Ontology annotation, molecular function: guanyl-nucleotide exchange factor activity; ATP binding; protein kinase activity. The record is from RefSeq and is a predicted model, not a curated record. Bases 1 to 3921 code for a protein of 1306 amino acids.
AUGUCUUCACAACAAUUAGUGGCCAUGAUUGUUACGAAAGAAAGAAUUACAAAAGUUCUGAAAAAAGUCUUGUGUCAUUCCGAAAAGGAAUUAAAUUUGAGAAUUUCAGAAGGAUGGAAAUUGAGACAUUUAAAGUGUCCGUAUUUGUUGGAAAUUGAAGAUGUGUUUUUUGAAAAGUUUAACAUGUCUUCGGUGUUGUUGUUGAAUCAACAAACUCCUCAUGUCAUGACAAUUGACAGCAAUCCGGCAUCAUUAGAAUCACAUCAACGUUGUGUUAAUUCAACAGAUUCUACAUCAUCCUCUCAAAAACUUCAACAACAACAGAAUAAUAACUCUGAAGAAACUUCAUCACUCUUGUUGUCGAAUGAUUCUCUCACGUCACAUUCCUCACAAAAAUAUUGGAUUUGUUUUUUAAUGGAAUACUUUAAGAAUGGAGAUUUAAAUCAAUACAUCAAACGAAAAUUUAAACAAAAAGAACAAUCAAAUUCAGUUCAUGCAUCUUCCUCUCCAAAUAGUCGACAUUUAAGUUCUGUCUUUGAAGUGGUUAGUCGAGACCAAUUGUUACAAUUCAUGUUGCAAAUUGCAGAAGGAGUUCAGUAUUUACAUCAUGAAGGAUUUGUGCAUUUGGAUUUGAAACCUCAAAACAUUUUUGUCACCAAUGAUGAACAAUCGAUCAAAAUUGGAGAUUUUGAAACGUUACGAAAACUUGAUUUCAAAGUAGCAGAUGAAGCAAUUGAAAUUCAAAAGAUGAACGAAUCUGGAACAAUGAUACAUGAUCCCUAUGCAGAAUCCAUGUCUUCAUUGGGAUCUUAUAACACAGAUCAAAAGCUCUAUGGUACUGCGAAAUAUUGUUCUCCUGAAAUGAUGUCACAAGAACCAUUUGGUUACUCUACGGACAUGUGGUCACUUGGAUGUGUGUUUUAUGAAAUGAUUUUUCAAGUAUUGAAUCGACAAUUUUACAUUGAAGUCUUUCAGAAUAAUCAUUUUUUUGCACAAUUAACUCAACAAAUUACUGAAUGUGUUCCAAAUGGAGAAGAAUUAGCAAAACUCAUUUGUCGAUUGCUCGAUCCAGUUCCUUCCAAUCGUCCCACUGCCACUCAAACGGUAGAAAUUUUAAAGUCAAUCAUUGGCUCGAAAACGACUCUUACAAGAGCUCGUCACAGUAUGGCCAAUUCGAGAAGAAAUACUGCAGUUCCAUCUAAAACGAUUACUCAAAACUUUUUCCAGAAAUUUUUAUUACAUUCUCAAUCGAACAAGACAAGUUUGAAACCUUCGUAUUGGGAGGAGUUUUCGAUCAUUCCAAAAAUUGCGUAUGAAUCGCUCACGUCCAACGAUGUGAAGCAGAUCAAGCAAUUUUUAGAAAGGAAACAAACUGUGACACCUGAGCUUUUAUUGUUUGAUCAAUUCUCGAAUUUUUAUGUCUUGAAACAAGACAAGAAACAAUUGUUGUUUGGAAUUACUCUCAAUAAGUUGAUUGAAAUGAUCACUGUCACAGAACAUCGCCUCUAUGAUUCAAUCAAAGAUGUUCGUUUUCGUGAAUAUUCAGACGUGGCCAAUGAUUAUUUUGAAGUUUUUGGCGAGGAUUGUAUUAGACCUGAAGCAAAUAUUGAAAGCAAAGAAUUGUUUAGAAAGACAUUCUUUGUCGGUUAUUUGCAUUUACUCUCACCAGAUGGUCUUUUAUUGAAAAUAUUUGAAAGAUUAAGCUUACCAUUAAUGCUCAUUUUGAAAAGUUAUCAUUUAGACAAGGUGACAACUUCAGCAAGUGGUACUCAUGAGUUAGAAGAAUCUAUCGGUGAACACAUUGAAAGAAUCACCAAAACCAUGUCUCAACUAUUGAAUCAUAUUGAAUGUUUGGAAAUUAUUAUUUGUUGUUUUGACAUGCUCAGAUUCUGGAUUUCCAAUUAUCAAUAUCAAUGGAAUGCAAACAUGUUGGAAUUUCUGAGUAAGAUUGUGGAACAAGUCUCUGUGAUUGGAAAAUUGAAAAAAACCGAUCACUCCAAAUUGCCUGAACCAACCAUAUUCUUGAGCAAGAUUAACAACAUUUUGGAGUUGAGUCACAUCUUGCUUGAUCAUGUCGCCAAGAAGCAAAAACUGGCCACGUACAAAAAAUCUCUCAAAAAGAAAGUUGGAAUUAAGGAAUAUAUGGAAUUUGCGGCGUUAGAAGUGGAAACCAGUCAAAACAGUACAAAGGUGGGAUCCUUUGUGAAAAACAAAUUGUCAAAUUUGGUGGCAUCCACCGACUCUGGUGACGGCUAUCGAAAGAAAUCUCACUUCGAUACAGACGAUGAUGAAUUUGACACGUCACAUGACAAGGAAGAUGAAGAAACUUCUGGAUCUACCGGAGAAUUCUUUUACUUUUACAAAACAAUUUAUACCGAUUCUUCAAAGUGCCCUCGACCUGUAAUUCCACCCAAUGUAUUUUCAGCAUCUCUGAGAUGGAUUGAUGUGUCACCUCUCGAACUUGCAAGACAAAUCACGAUUGUGGACCACUUUUUCUUUAAUGAAAUUUCGAGUGUGGAAUUUUUAGACUAUACUUCAUUCACACUCAAUAAUUGCAAGAAAACUCAUGGAUAUUUAGAUUUCAAUUUACUCAAUACGAGCUUUAGAACUCAAUUUUUCAAAAUGAGUUGCCCAAAAUUGUGUAAAUUUUUAGAACUAAUUCAUGAUCGUGUGAAUUGGCUCAUUUUAGAUAUUUUAGACAAACCCUAUAUUAAGGAUCGAGUUGAAAUGAUUAAUAAGGUGAAGCAUAUCAUUAUUGAAUUAUACACACUUCAAAACUAUGCAAGUGCUCACGCUUUGGCCACCAUUUUCACACAUCCUGCCAUUAAGAAUCAUUUACAAUUUACGCUUUUAGAAGCUAAAAAGAAAGAAAAAGGAAACUUCAAUUACAUGUUCAAACAUGUCAUGAGAGUUUUAGGAAAUCCAAAACAUCAUCAUACGAUUUUAUGGGCUCAACAACAACAACAACAGAAACAAGGAGAUGAAUUAUUGAUUUAUCAUCAUUCGAAUAAUGAGAAUGCAAGCUCAAGACCAAUUUCAACAAAUUCCACAUCUUCCCAUUACUCGAAGAUUAUUCCAAUUAAGAUUGGACAAACUCGAUUUAGUGUCUCUUCAACAAUUAGUGCUUUAAAUGUUCUGCCAAAUGCCAAUCAUCACCAUUCCUCAUCUUCUCAGAAUGUUUCGUUAUUACCAGCCUCGAACAGCCCUUCAAAAAAACAAAAAUUUCGAAAAAGCAACGCAAUAGAAAAUGCUCAUAAUGAUUCUGAUGAUGAAGAUGGAGACGAGAAUAAUAAUCAAUUGGACUCUUAUUAUUCUGUAUUCAUUGAAAAUCAAUACGAAAGGAAUUCCAUUUCAACUCAAAAUGAUGACAAAUUGUCGAUUGUAAAUGCUUCAUUUUCACACAUGCCAACUCCUCCACUCCUCCAUUUCAGAUCCAAAUACGAUUCAUUUUAUGGAUUUGAUAUUCGAUCAAAAUUUCAAUACUCGGACGUGUUGUUUGUGGAAGACGAAAGAUAUCAAAAUUACAAUGACAUUUUUGAUGGAUGUCGAGCGCCAGCCAUUCCAAUUGUUGAAGCUCAUUUGAGAGAAAUUAUGUAUUUACAAAAUCACUAUUCUGAUUGUUUACAUCAGGAUGAAUUGAAUUAUUGUUAUUCCACAGAAAUUACAGAAAAUGUCAAACAUCAAAAUAAUAUGGUUCGUUGGGCAAAAUUUGAACAGGUGGCAGUUGCUUUGAAUCGAUUGGAAAAAUGUCGAGUGGAUUAUGCAUUACAACCUGUUUUCCAACUUCAAAUGUUAAUUCAAAAACAACAAAGAGAUAUUGCCUUACUUUAUGGAUCGACAACUAUGAUUAGUGUCGAGCAAUAUAUCAAGCUGGCGAGAACAAGAGAACCUGUUGGAAGUACAAGAAAGGAUAUUUUGUAA